AGGGGAUUUAUAAAGGUGAUGGACAUGCCGCCUUAUUCAAGCCAAUGGGAAGUUCUGGUUCCGCGGCUGCGCAAUGACAUCUUCCGGUUCCUGUCCUCGAAAGCAAUGUGUCGUUCCAUACAAAUACGAUUAAUCCAUUCGUCAUGGCGUCUCCUGAAGAAAAAAAGUCCAGCGGAGAAAAGAUGGCUUGUCCGGCAGUCGAACGACCCGUACGUCAAAGCUUCCCACGCCCUCAACUUUCGCUGUAGGAGCGCCUUCAAGUUGCUGGAGGUCGACGACAAAUUCCGUCUCCUUCAGCCGGGAUACUGCGUGGUGGACUGUGGUGCAGCUCCGGGAGCCUGGAGCCAGGUGGCGGUGCACAGGGUCAACUCGGCAGGUACAGAUUCAAAGUUACCCAGUGGGACAGUCGUUGGCAUUGACCUCCUAAACAUGCACCCUCUGGAUGGCGCCCACUUCCUGUCCAGCCACGACGUCGCUGACCCUGCCACGCACGCCAAGCUUUGUGACUUACUCCCUGGCGGCCAGGCUCACCUCCUCCUCAGUGACAUGGCUCCCAACGCCAGCGGCUUCCGGGAACUGGACCACGAGAGACUCAUCACGCUGUGCUUGUCUCUGUUGGACUUAGCCGAAAAGAUCUUGCGGCCUGGAGGUUCUCUUCUGUGCAAGUACUGGGAUGGAUCGUUGGCCCGUAAACUCCAGGAGAGGCUUUUGCUUGUGUUUAGUAACGUACAAAGUUUAAAGCCAAAUGCAAGUCGGAAAGACUCUGCUGAGAGGUAUUUCCUCGCCAGGAACUACAGGAAAGCUGAUGAUAAUAGAUUAUUUUGAUACUUCAGAUGUAAUAUACUUCACUGUAUAUUGUAUUAAAUAAUGAUAAAAAAACAACACACUAAUUGAUUACAAGACACACAAGCAUAAAAGGUUAAUUUAAUCACAAUGUCAACAGUUUGUGGCCAUGUGUUGCUUUUAUGGAACCUGAGGUGCACUUUCUAGCUGUCGUCAAUAGGUGGCACUGUUGAGGCACCGUAAGGGCCUCUUGCACCUUCCUGAAUUGUAUCCCAGCUGCAGCACUGGCUCAGUGAUAUGUAGACCUUUUAUGAGAAGCAUAUGCCUGGAGACUGAGCUCCACUGAACCUCGGAGUUGGCCCACGGUGUUUGUCCUACACUUUUUUUUUUUUUUGCUAUUUGCUUUGUGGAAAGACAUUUACCGGCUCUGCUCAUGCUAGUAAUUAGCACCGGCGGCCAUGUAGAAAUAUCCCACUCUUGUCAUUGAGAGGGGGUGAUGAUGAGGAAGCGCUCGCACACACUGCAUGACUAAUAGGAAGGAAGGAGCUGUGUGACGCUUGGCUCUCAGGCAGGGAAAACAUUAGCGGCCUUUCGACGGCCCACUGCUGUGGAGUUUGCUAUCAUUUUGUUAUUGUAAACCUGAUGUGUUUUAUUGUUUU
Doryrhamphus excisus (bluestripe pipefish) is the source of this 1442-nucleotide messenger RNA. It is a transcript of the gene mrm2, whose product is annotated as mitochondrial rRNA methyltransferase 2. Gene Ontology annotation, molecular function: rRNA (uridine-2'-O-ribose)-methyltransferase activity. NCBI's taxonomy places the organism in Eukaryota, Metazoa, Chordata, Actinopteri, Syngnathiformes, Syngnathidae. Gene Ontology annotation, cellular component: mitochondrion. Gene Ontology annotation, biological process: RNA methylation. The record is from RefSeq and is a predicted model, not a curated record.